Messenger RNA from Lindgomyces ingoldianus, 721 nucleotides. RefSeq lists its product as uncharacterized. Bases 60 to 548 code for a protein of 162 amino acids. The record is from RefSeq and is a predicted model, not a curated record. NCBI's taxonomy places the organism in Eukaryota, Fungi, Ascomycota, Dothideomycetes, Pleosporales, Lindgomycetaceae. The transcript is spliced from 4 exons. Gene Ontology annotation, cellular component: cytosolic small ribosomal subunit. Gene Ontology annotation, molecular function: structural constituent of ribosome; RNA binding.
CUUUCCUCGAUCACGAACGACACCAAGUGAGCAUCUCGCCAACCUCCUUACCCGUCAAGAUGCUUAUCCCUAAGGCCGAUCGCAAGAAGAUCCACGAGUACCUCUUCCGAGAGGGCGUACUCGUUGCGAAGAAAGACUUCAACCUCCCGAAGCAUGGCGAGAUUGACACUAAGAACCUUUUUGUCAUUAAGGCCUGCCAAUCUCUCACCUCCCGUGGCUACCUCAAGACCCGCUUCUCAUGGCAAUACUACUACUACACCCUAACCCCCGAGGGCCUUGACUACCUCCGUGAAUGGCUGCACCUCCCCGCCGAGAUCGUGCCCCAGACGCACAUCAAGCAGCAGCGCUCGCACGCUCCUCCACGCGGUAUGAUGGGUGGUGACGACCGUGAGAGGCGUCCAGGUGGUGGACGCGGUGGACGUGGCGGCGACCGUGAUGGCUACCGACGACGUGAUGCUGGCGAGAAGGGUGAGGGUGGUGCUCCUGGCGAGUUCAAGCCUGAGUUCCGUGGUGGCUUUGGCCGUGGACGUGGUGCUCCUCCUUCCUAAGCUUUUAGUUGCUGGGUCGAAAGCGUGGAGGAUGGGUCCCGAGUCAACUUCAUUCCAGGCUUCUUACUGCAUUACAAAACAUGGCAUGGAUAUGGCGGUCAUUAGGCGAAAUGAGUUGGUGGUACUGCAAAUGAACUUGUCGCCUGCAUUGCGCAAUUGCAAUUGCAGCUGAC